This is a messenger RNA of Striga hermonthica, 549 nucleotides long. The record is from the annotation of a GenBank genome assembly. NCBI's taxonomy places the organism in Eukaryota, Viridiplantae, Streptophyta, Magnoliopsida, Lamiales, Orobanchaceae.
AUGUUAGCCAAUUCAGUUCAAUCAAGCAUCAAGACCACAAUACCAUGCCCAUUUUCCGAUGCCCAUUCCAAGAAAAUCUGUAUUUCAUCCUCAGUUCCUCUGGAACCUAAAUCAAUUAAUCUUCAUUCAUUAUCCAGUCCUGACCUCAACACCAAACGCCGGAUUAGGAGAAAUCGGAAAACCUUACCGGCUGCGGCCGCCGCAGAAUUAGCUCCGUCUGAAACAACUUCCUUAGCUUCGGACUCCGAACCUGCUGAAGAAUCUCAGCUGCUGGAAGAAGAGGUGAAAUCAUUUCCAAAGCCAAGGCUAGUGCUGAAGUUCAUAUGGAUGGAGAAGAAUAUCGGGCUUGGGCUGGACCAGUUGUUACCGGGCUACGGUACAGUGCCGUUGAGCCCGUACUUCUUCUGGCCCCGUAAGGACGCAUGGGAGGAGCUGAAGAACACACUGGAAAGCAAGCCCUGGAUCUCCCAGAAGAAGAUGAUCAUACUUCUUAAUCAGGCAACUGAUAUAAUCAACCUCUGGCAACAAAGUGGACGCAAUUUGACAUAA